Messenger RNA from Cylindrotheca closterium, 963 nucleotides. NCBI's taxonomy places the organism in Eukaryota, Bacillariophyta, Bacillariophyceae, Bacillariales, Bacillariaceae. The record is from the annotation of a GenBank genome assembly.
AUGAUGAAUAAUAAACUCCUCUUGUUAAUACUGUUUUCAACAACUGCGAAUGCACUCUCUUUCAACGAAGUCUCGCGUAGGAGUUUCGCGCAGUCACUGUCUCGCACGUGUGGAGUGAUUGCAGGCAUGGUCGUUCCAACACAGUUGAUUUCUCAAGGAGCAGGAGCUAGUAUUGCUUCCGAUGUUCGGCCUUUCUGUGUUGUUGGAGCCAACGGAAAAACGGGUACCAAGUGCGUUCAAGAAUUGAUAGGGAUGGGGAUUCCUGUCCGGGCAACUUCGCGCUCGGGAGUAUACAACGAAGGAAUUGACAGUAAUCCUCUGUUGAGCCCCAUGGUGUGCGAUGUCACCAAGUUAGAUACCAUUCAAAGCUCGAUUGAAGGUACUCGGGCUGUCAUUUUUGCAGCAUCGGCAUCGAAGGGAGGUGGGACACCAGCUCAAGUCGACAAUGAUGGACUUGUAAAUGUCGCAAAAGCCUGUAUAGCGGCCAAAAUUCCUCAUUUGGUGGUUGUCAGUUCUGGGAGUGUCACCAAACCAGAAUCGCCUGUCUUCAAAUUCCUUAACCUCUUUGGGAAGAUUAUGGAGGAAAAGAUCAAGGGUGAAGACGAAGUAAGACGCCUAUAUAGCACUGUCGAAGGCGCAACGUAUACCAUUAUCCGGCCAGGAGGGCUGACAGAAGAUCCAGGACGGGGUGCCAGUGCUUUGGAGUUGAACCAAGGUGAUGCAAAGAGUGGCAGAAUCAGCCGUUUCGAUGUUGCCGCCCUUUGUAUCGAGGCUACCUACUAUCCUCAACUGACCGGGAGGACAACGUUCGAAUGCUACGAUGCCGACACUGGCAAAAGUCUGAAUAGUGUAGGAGCAAGCAACAUUCUGAAGCAAAAAAGUGAUCCCGGCGAUUUCCGAACUGGAUAUGAAAGGAAUGGAGAGACUUUUGAAAAACUCUUUACUGGUCUAUCGAAAGACUAA